GUGUUUGAUGGUUGGAUGAAAGUCUGUUUAGAAGAAAAGCUCAGAGAAAAAUAUUUUCAGAGACCUGGUGUGUCUGAGUUUCCUACCCCAACAAAUUAGUCUAAACUUGCUCUUUCCACUCCUGCCACCGUAAAUAGACACGGCCCCCACAACAUAAUUCAGAGCAGGUAAAACCUGCAGCUCGUGCUUGAUAUGGCAGCGUAAUGAUGGCUUCAUAUUUCCCUCCGUCUUUCCAGCAUCAGCAUGGCCGAAAUCAAUAAGGCAGCAGAAGAUCGCGCUUUUGUCUGAUGGAAACAACGCGCUUUUUUUUAAUGAUGGAAAGUGAGAAAUGAGGAGAAAUACCGCAAGGGACAAGUUAUUUUAGCUGGCGUGGACUUGGCUCCGGAGUCUGAGGCUGUGUGGACUUAUCCUCCUGCGCAGGAGCAUUGCUCCUAACAGAGAGGGAGAUGCACGCAGUGAUACGGAGACACAGCCGGGGAUGCACCGGCCAAAAGUGAGGCGGGAAGUCCGGGAUUUUUCCUGUUUGGCUUCCCCCUCAUCCUCUAGCAUCGUUUUUCAGAAGAAAAUAAACAAACGGACUUUUUUAUUCCUUCAUGCUCUGCGUUUCCAGGCGUCAGCUUGAGAUUUAAGGACGCUUUAUCUACCUUUUUUCUUUUUCGAAACUUGCUGCAGCUCCAUUUGUCGUGUUUCUAUUAUUAUUGUAGUCAUUUUCUUUCUCUCUGGUUUAGAUCGUGUCUGGGAGCUCACUGAAGAUUCAAGGAUGUUUCAGAAAUAGCAAUAACAAGACAACUCCUGCGGAUUCGUCUGCAGCCUCCUAAAGUCUGGGAGUUUGGAAGAUUUCGGGACUCAUCUUUGAUCUUUUUUCAUGAAACGCAAUCUUCUUUUCAGUUUGUGGAUCUAGAGGCUGGCGGCGCUUUAGUUCAGAGCGCACUUGUCUGACUCAACGAUGCGCUCCGGUGGAAAAUACUGCGUGCUUCUGCUCCUGCUUCAAAGUGUCCUGCCGGACUCAGGAGUCUCCAACCAAGUGGUUCUGUUGGACACCACGACGGCACUAGGAGAGCUGGACUGGAAGACCUACCCAGUCAAUGGGUGUGAGCCAGACAAGAGACAAGACCUUUGGGUCCUAUUAUAAAAAAAGAAACAUGCCAGAGUGGGAUGCCAUCACAGAGAUGGACGAGCAGAACCGACCUAUUCACACCUUCCAGGUUUGCCACGUGAUGGAGCCCAACCAGAACAACUGGCUGCGUUCCGGAUGGAUCCAGAGACAAGCUGCACAGCGGGUAUAUGUAGAGCUGCGAUUCACCUUGAGAGACUGCAACUCAAUUCCCUGGGUCUCUGGCACUUGCAAGGAAACCUUCAACCUCUUUUACCUGCAGACAGAUGAUCCUCUUCCUGCAGCAACGCGAUUUCGGCCAAUUGACUACGCCAAGGUGGACACCAUAGCAGCAGAUGAAAGCUUCACACAGACGGACCUUGGAGACAGAGUUCUCCGCCUAAAUACCGAGGUCAGGGAGGUGGGACCAGUGACACAGAAGGGCUUCUACUUGGCCUUUCAGGACGUGGGAGCUUGCAUCGCUCUCGUGUCCGUCAAGGUGUUCUACAAGCGCUGCCCGUCCACUUUAAGGAACUUGGCAGCUUUUCCUGAAACAGUGCCACACAUGGAUUCAUCCUCAUUGGUAGAGGUGAGGGGAGCCUGUGUGGAGAACGCAGAAGAGAGGGACACACCAAAACUGUACUGUGGUGCUGAUGGAGACUGGCUGGUGCCGCUGGGCCGCUGCAUCUGCAGCAUCGGCCACGAGGAGAUGGAUGGCCACUGCCGAGCUUGUAAGGCUGGCUUUUUCAAAGCGAAUGCUGGGAACGUCAAAUGCUCCAAGUGUCCUCUGCGUAGCUCCAGCCACGACCAGGCGGCCACCAUCUGCCACUGCGAUAAAGGCUUCUACAGAGCCAUCAAAGACCCUCCAACGAUGGCCUGUACACGGCCUCCAUCGGCUCCCAGGAACCUGGUCUCACUGAUCAAUGACACCGCUCUCUUCUUACAAUGGACCCCUCCCGCUAACACAGGAGGAAGAAACGACAUCACCUACAACAUUCUGUGCCAAAGGUGUGAUGGAGGCGACAGCGGUGAAACACAAUGUGAGCCAUGUGAGCCAGACCUGCACUUCAUCCCUCGCCCACUUGGUAUAACCGGCACCUCUGUGGCGGUGCUGGAUUUUGCGAUGCACGCAAACUACACCUUCCACGUGGAAGCGGUGAAUGGUGUCUCAGAGCUGGGUGUGGCUGCGCGCUCGCUAGCAAACAUUACCGUCAACACACACCAAGCUGGCGUUUUAGGUCCAGCCUUUUUGGGUAUAGUGAAGAAAGACUGGGCCACCUACAACAGCAUCGCCCUCUCCUGGUCAGAAGUGCAACAGCCACAUUCAGACAUAGUGGACUAUGAAGUCAAAUACUAUGAGAAGGAGCAAGAGCAGCUGAGCUACUCAUCAACCCGCACCAAGUUCCCCAGCGUGGUCGUAACGGGACUCAGACCUUCAACUGUUUAUGUCUUCCACGUGCGAGGUCGCACUCCAGCCGGGUACACGGCUUACAGCCCAAACUUUGAGUUUACAACUGCAGCCGAGGAUCCUGAUGUUGCAGAUCAGGGACAAGUUCUGGUUGUUGUGACUGCAUCUGUGGGUGGAUUCUCUCUUUUGGUCAUCCUUACCCUCUUCCUCCUCAUCACUGGGCGAUGUCAGGGUUACAUCAAAGCCAGAAUGAAGUCGGAGGAGAAGAGGACUCGCUUCCACAGCGGCCACGUCCCGUUCUCUGGGAUUAAGACCUAUGUGGAUCCUGAUACGUAUGAAGAUCCCACUCAAGCCGUGGAAGAGUUUGCCAAAGAGAUAGACCCCUCAUGCAUCUGCAUCGACAGGGUGAUCGGGGCCGGUGAGUUUGGGGAGGUCUGCAGCGGCCGCUUGCGUAUACCUGGAAGGAAGGACAUUGCAGUAGCGAUAAAAACUCUGAAAGGUGGCUACAUGGAUCAGCAGAGACGCACGUUUUUGCGUGAGGCCUCGAUCAUCGGACAGUUCAGCAACUCCAACAUCAUCAGGCUGGAAGGAGUUGUCACCAGGAGCAGACCCGUAAUGAUAGUAGUGGAGUACAUGGAAAACGGAGGCCUUGACACAUUCCUCCGGACCCGUGAUGGCCAGUUCACGGUGCUGCAGCUGGUCGGGAUGCUGCAUGGCAUCGCAGUGGGGAUGACGUACCUUUCAGACAUGGGUUACGUUCACAGAGACCUGGCUGCUCGCAACAUUUUAGUGGAUGAGAACUUGGUGUGUAAGGUGUCAGAUUUUGGCAUGUCCCGAGUCCUUGAGGACGAUUCUGAAGCAGCGUACACAGCUACGGUGAGUGUGCAAAUGGUAGCAGGAUCAAAAAUAUGGAAUCAAACAAGUAAGAAUCACAACCCUUUAUUGUUUGUUAUUCCUUUGUAUCAGGGAGGAAAGAUACCAAUACGCUGGACAGCACCAGAAGCUAUUGCCUAUGGAAAGUUUUCCUCGGCCAGUGACGCCUGGAGCUACGGCAUUGUCAUGUGGGAGGUGAUGUCAUAUGGUGAAAGGCCCUACUGGGAAAUGUCCAAUCAAGAUGUUAUUUUAUCUAUUGAAGAAGGCUACCGUCUGCCAGCGCCAAUUGGCUGCCCGGUGAUUCUGCACCAGCUGAUGCUGCACUGCUGGCAAAAGGAGUACAGUCAACGCCCACACUUUAAUGACGUGCUCUCUUUCCUCGACAAACUCAUAAUUAACCCCAGCAGCAUGCUGGCUCUGGUCAACGAUGCCAUUAGCUUCCCCGACUCUCCAGAGGACAUGCCGGACUAUCCUCUGUUCAUCUCUAUUGGUGACUGGCUUGACUCCAUCAAAAUGAGCCAGUAUAAGAGCAACUUCCUGGCAGCAGGAUACACCACGCUGGAUUCUAUUUCAACCAUGAGUAUAGACGAUGUCAAACGCAUCGGAGUGUGUUUGAUUGGCCACCAGAGGAGAAUCAUCAGCAGCAUACAGUCUCUCCGACUGCAGCUUCACCACAUCCAGCAGAGCGGCUUUCAAGUGUGAGACCAUUUCACAAAGUCAAACUGUGUUUGCACACCGAGAUAGACUUCCUCUGCAUCAUCAUCCAAUUAAUUGCACAAACACCGGACUUUUGGGUGUUGCCAGUACCACAUCCUGCUCUUGUGAGGGCAGUCCUGCUGCUAGACCCACAUGUGGUCUAGUCAACACGCACAUAUCAUCAUAUGUAUCAUCCUACAGACAGCCUCCACAACAACCAACCUCUGUCAGCAUCGGCCAAACGCCGUCGUUUUAAUAUCUCAGCAAGUACUAGAAUUCACUUGAAUUUAGGAGCUCUUCUCUCUAGUGUCUAUUCAAGUGUUCACCAAUACCUCUUCUCUUUCCAAGUGACAAUCUAACAGUUUCUAUUGACUCUGAAGGGUAUUAAGUCUGUUACCUCGUGACCAGGGAAGAUGAUCAUGAUGCAUGGGAUAUCAUGCAGUUUAAUGUUUGACGCUGGUUUAUCAAACAGUUCACCAAAAAUCAAGAAUAAAACUGAUGAAUCAAAUUGUGUUUUUUGAUUUGCAGACCAGUGAAUGUCAAAAGAUUUUUUUAGAAAUGUAUGUUGUCUUCUCAUGAAGUCUUGUACAAGAAGUCUUGUGGAAGUUGUGUUUAAUUCAAUAAGUUUGUUCCUUAAUAAACAACUAUAUUUUAA
Molecule: messenger RNA, 4725 nt
Organism: Nothobranchius furzeri (turquoise killifish)
Lineage: Eukaryota; Metazoa; Chordata; Actinopteri; Cyprinodontiformes; Nothobranchiidae
Source: RefSeq, a predicted model, not a curated record